CAAGCGUAGGAACACGAUAAGCUCCCGUCAACAAACAGCAUCUCCCCUUUCUCUAUCUUCGUCUCUCAAAUCGAAGUAAAAAAUUGCGAAAAUUCAUCGAAUUCGUUUCUUCAAUCGGGAAUUUCGUCGCUGGAUCGGGUUUUUCUCUCACUUGAUUCGUCGGAUCUUUUCGAUGCGAUGCUUCUUGGCGUUACUGAGAGGGGCGUCGUUUGAUCUCUCGAUCGGAGCUCGGAUCGCGCCUCACCAUGUCCUGGCUUUCCUUCUGGCGAUCCCGGAAUCGUUUCUCGUUGGAUGAGCUUCGAUAUCUAACCGAUCAACUUCAAAGGGUUCAUAUUGUGAAUGAAGUUAACAAGGAUUUCGUCAUCGAGGCUUUGAGAUCAAUUGCUGAGUUGGUAACAUAUGGCGACCAAAAUAAUCCUUCUUUCUUUGAGUUCUUCAUGGAAAAGCAGAUUAUGGGUGAGUUUGCACGCAUAUUGAGAAUUAGUAGAACUUCAAGAGUUGCACUUCAAUUGCUGCAGACAAUGAGUAUUAUGAUCCAGAACCUAAGAAGUGAACAUUCAAUUUAUUAUAUCUUUAGUAAUGAGCACAUUAACUACUUCAUAACAUACUCUUUUGACUUUCGAAACGACGAGCUGCUGUCUUACUACAUAUCUUUCUUGCGGGCAAUAAGUGGAAAGUUGAACAGGCAGACAAUCUCAUUGCUUGUGCAGAGUCGAAAUGAUGAAAUACUUGCUUUUCCUCUAUAUACCGAAGCAAUAAAAUACGCUUUCCAUGAUGAAAGUAUGGUCCGUAUAGCAGUACGUGCAUUGACACUUAAUGUCUAUCACGUCGGAGAUGAUUGUGUCAACAGAUAUGUUUCACGCAGACCGCUAUCGGAUUAUUUUUCAAAAUUGGUUGAAUAUUUCACAGACCAAUGUAUCAGCCUAGAUGAAUUCUCCUCACAAGCUUCUUAUUUUAACUAUCAUCUCUUUAUUUCUGCCUCUAUUCUUACGAAAGUUGAUGAAAUAGAAGACAACUUAUAUUACUUCAGUGAUGUCAUAUCUGCUGGUGUUCCUGAUAUGGGAAAAUUAAUAUCUGAUAAUGUAUUGCGGCUUUUAGUUUUUCCACUACUUCUGCCUACAUUGAAACGUCAGAUAGCUGGUUCACAAAUCAGCAUCACAACGUGCUUAUAUCUGCUUUGUUGUAUAUUACGCAUUGUAAAAACGAAGGAUUUGGCAACUAUUAUUGCUUCCACCCUCUUCUGCUACUCAGAUAUUUUCAUUUUGAAAUGUGAAACAAGACCUAAUGGCACUGACUCUAAGUAUGGUGUUUCUCAACCAUACCGCCAGGAAAAUCCGGAUUCUGUUGUUGAGGAAGAAGAUUCUGAAAGUUCAGGAGCUAAUCUGAGUGCAGUACAUUGUCCAAGUCCACAGCGCAAUGGUUAUGGUUCAAAUAUUACAUUGAGGGAAAUAUUGCUUUCAUUUAUCAUAAAUGGAGAUGAGAGUCAUGCGUUGGGUUCUUUGACCUUACUUUCUACGUUGCUGCAGACCAAAGAAUUGGACGAGUCAGUGCUAGAUGGACUUGGUAUUCUUCCUCAAAGGAAGCAACACAAGAAGCUUCUACUACAAGCUUUGGUUGGUGAAGGCGCGGGUGAAGAGCAGCUAUUUUCUCCAGAAAACAAUGUGGUUAAAGAUUACAUUGAUACUGAGCUGGAGAGAGAUCUGCAAAAGCUUAAGGGUUGCUAUGGGCUUUCAUGUUGUUGUGAUGUAUCAGUUAGCCCUCAAAAACAUAGAUACCAGGUACUCGAUGCAUUAGCGGACCUUUUCUGCAGGUCUUCGCUAUCCGCAGAGACGUUAUGGACCGGGGGUUGGCUUUUACGUCAAUUGCUCCCCCAUGGAGAGGAAGAAUUUACCACUAAUCAUCUUAAGCAACUAAAGGAUGCACACAAGUACACUACAGCUUAUCUGAAUGAGGAAAUUAAAGGAAGCUGGUCUGAUAUGCUUUUAUUAGUUCUAAGAGAUGAGUGGAGGAACUGUAAGAGAGCUAUCGAGGCUUCAUCACCUCAACGAGACCCAAAAUCCAUUCUUUUGCCACCACGAACAUGCUCGUCCGAAGGUGACUCGUCUUUUGCUGCUGGAGAAAGAAUGUGCGAGGUGGUGAAGGUGUUUGUACUUCAGCGCCAACUUCUAAUUUUCUCUUCUGGUGGAUAUAUACCUGAUCAGCCCCCUCUCCAUACUCCAGUAAGUUCUCCUGUACAUUCAAGAGCAGAGACUGCUGGUCUAGAUGUUUUUCCUCCAAAGCUGGGCAGUGAAAUAAAUUUAGAUGAAGCAAUCCCUUGUAGAAUAGCGUUUGAGAGAGGAAAAGAACGCCACCUGAGCUUUUUAGCAAUCUCUAAGGGCACGUCUGGUUGGAUUCUCCUUUCGGAAGAAUUUCCCCUAAAGCAGCGAAGUGGAAUUGUUCGCGUCACAGCACCCUUGGCUGGUUCAGAUCCCAGAAUUGAUGAAAGACAUCCAAAGUGGUUACAUUUGCGCAUUCGUCCAUAUUCUCUACCCUAUUUGGAUCCCUUGAAAUUUACAGCUUCGGGGAAAGGGAAAGCGAAGGUGUUGGUUGAUGGCAGAUGGACCUUAGCCUUCAGGGAUGAAAAAGCUUGCAAGGCAGCAGAGUCUAUGGUCAUCGAAGAGAUGAAUUUGCUGCACAGCCAGGUGGAGGAGAGAGUGCAAUCUCUACUCAACGAAGAUCCUAUUAUACCUGAAAUUGCGUCAAAUUCUUCAAGUAGUCCUUCAGACUCUUCACAAACUAGCAGUGGCUGAUGGAGUUGUUGGAAAAACAGUAACUGUCAGAUUUGAUGGUACAGAGAGCAAUGAGGGGCUGGUGCUUGGUGAUCUUUUGCCUGUGCUUGCCUCCAUUUGUAUACAUCAUCGGAGAAUACAAACCACUGAUGAUUAGCAGUAGUAUAGAUUCUCUGAUAAGUUCAGCAGUUUAACACGAAAGUGUAAGAGUUUGAGCUGUAUGAGUUGGCAGCGUGGCUGAAUCCAAUUCUUUGUAUAUUAUUAGUUGUAUCUCACACUUUAUCAUAUCCUUGUAAUAUCCAUUCCAAUAGUCAAUUCUUUAACAAAUUUUAGAGCAAAGAUGAGUUUGUACCUGCCAUGAGAAGAAAAAAAAUGUAAGUGAUGAAUGGUGGUGGUUUAUGCGAGUGAGAGGGUGGUGUUAAUGAUAAUGCAAAACGUUGCUGAUUA
This is a messenger RNA of Asparagus officinalis (garden asparagus), 3215 nucleotides long. RefSeq lists its product as uncharacterized. The record is from RefSeq and is a predicted model, not a curated record. The coding region runs from base 246 to 2789 and encodes 847 amino acids. Gene Ontology annotation, biological process: endosome to lysosome transport; endosomal transport; regulation of autophagosome maturation. Gene Ontology annotation, cellular component: late endosome; endolysosome membrane. Lineage: Eukaryota; Viridiplantae; Streptophyta; Magnoliopsida; Asparagales; Asparagaceae. The transcript is spliced from 21 exons.